Plasmodium relictum is the source of this 4215-nucleotide messenger RNA. Its product is annotated as cell cycle control protein, putative. The record is from RefSeq and is a predicted model, not a curated record. Gene Ontology annotation, biological process: mRNA splicing, via spliceosome. The coding region runs from base 1 to 4215 and encodes 1404 amino acids. The transcript has a single exon. Gene Ontology annotation, cellular component: catalytic step 2 spliceosome. NCBI's taxonomy places the organism in Eukaryota, Apicomplexa, Aconoidasida, Haemosporida, Plasmodiidae. Gene Ontology annotation, molecular function: RNA binding; protein binding.
AUGAGCCAUAGGAGAAAUGAACGCAAAUAUAAAGAAAAAGUUUAUCAGAAAAAUCAAAGAAUAAGAAGGAAAUAUUCGUCUUCGUCUGAUAAUGAAGAUGAAAGAAGAGCAAAAAAAAUGUAUUUAUCUUCAUCUGAAGAUAAUAAAAGAAUAAAAAAAGGAUACCCUUCUUCUUAUAACGAUAAAAAGAAGAAAAAAUAUUUAUCUUCUGAUGAUAAUUAUAGUAAUCCUAGUAGCAGUGAAAAUGAUGAUCUGAAAAAGCAAAAAGUACAAAAAAAUAAUCUAAAGAGCUCUUCACAUUCAGGAAGUAAUAUAAAUAAAAAGAGAACAAAGAAUAUUAAGAAUGACAAAGAAAUAAUGCAUGGAAAAUAUAAAAAUGAUAUCGAAAAAAAAAAAAAAAUUGAAAACAAGAAGGAUAGAAAUGUUUUUAUUGAUGAUUCUAAAGAUAGAUUUGAUUUAGUAUAUAAAGAUAACAAUAACGAAAAAAAAGAAUUCAUAAGUUUAGAAUUAAAUAAGAGUGAUAAAAACGAUGCAGAGUAUAAAGAAGUGAUUAAUUCCAAGGAUACAAAGAUAAAUGAAAAAGUUUUAAAUGAAAGAACAGAAGAAAAACAUAAAUAUAGUCAAGAAUAUAUAAAAAAAGUAGAAAACGAUAAAAAGAACGAUUACGUAGAUGAAGAAAAAAAAAUAUUAAAAAAAAAUAAUACUGGUGAAAAAGAAAGAGAGAAGAAUAUUGAUGAAGAAAAAAUUAAGGAUGCAGAAAGUGGAGAGAAAAAACAAAUCGAAAAGAGAAGAAAUUUAAUAGUAGGAAAAAAGAGAGAUAAUAAAAGCAUUGUAGAGAAAGAUUUAGAAAAAAGUAACAAAAAAGAAGGACACAAAACGAGAGAGAAAAGAAAGAGUGAAGAGAUGUAUAUGCAAAAAUUGAUAAAAAAAAAAAACGAAGAAGAAGAAAAUGAUAGAGAGAAAUAUAAAGAGAACAAUAGAAAGAUAGAUAUUGAAAAAGAAAAAGAAGAGGAAAAAAAAAAAAAAAAAAGAGAAAAAUAUAUUGAGAGAGAAUAUGAAAAAUGUGAUAAAGAGAAAAAAUUAUGCAUUAAUGAUAUUGAAAAACAUAAAAAGUAUUCGAGUUCUAGUAAUAAGUAUAAAGAAAAAAAAGAAAUUGACAAAAUUAUAAGAAAUGAAAAUAAAAAUACAAGCAAUUAUGAAAAUGAAAUGGAAAAAGACCAACAAAUUAAAAAUGAAGAAAAAAAGUAUACAAGUGAGUGUGAUAAAGUAAUUAUUAAUACGACUGAGAAAAAGAGAAAGAGAUAUGAUAGUAGUAAUGAUAAAAAAAAAAAUUAUAUACACAAAUCAAAUAAGAGUUCAGAAGAUGAUAUAAAAAGUAGAAAGGGAGAAAUAAAUAGUAAGUCUAAAUAUUCAAAAGAAGAUACUCUAAAAAAAAAGAAAUAUAAGAACAUAAAGGAUGAUAGAAAAAGUAUGAAAAAUAAAAGUAGGGAAAGAAAUGAUAGUAAAAAAAACUAUAAGGAUAAAGAAAAAAAUAUUUUAUACAUGAAAAUGAAUAAAGAAAAUGUUGGAUCUAGUAGUGAAUAUUCAAAUAGUAAAAAAAAAGAAAAAUUAUCAUACAUUAAAAAAGAAGUUAUGUCGUCUUCAUCAUAUGAUUUAAGUGAAAUUUGUAUUGAAAGAAAAAGAACAAAUAAAACAGAUAAAAAAAUGAAUACCAAUGAAGAAAAGGAAAAAAAGAGAUAUAAAACAAAUUACAGAAACAAAAGAAGUUUAAGUUACGAAAAAAGAAGUGUUCAUAUUAGAAAUAGUAUUAGUAGUAGAAGUAUUAGCAGCAGUAGUAAUAGUAGUGUAAGUAAUAAAAGUAGUUAUGAUAAUAGUAGCAAUGUAUGUAAAACUGUUAGUAGUAGUAAAAGAAGUAGUAACAAUAGUAGGAGUAGUAGUAGCAGUGCUAGUAGUAGUAGUAGUAAUAGUAAUAGUAGUAGUAGUAGUAGAAGUAGUAGUAGAAGAAAUAGUAAUAGUAGUAGUAGAAGUAAUAGUAGAAGAAGUAGUAAUAGUAAUAGUAGUAGUAGAAGUAAUAGUAGAAGAAGUAGUAAUAGUAAUAGUAGUAGUAGAAAUAAUAGUAGAAGAAGUAGUAAUAGUAAUAGUAGUAGUAGAAGUAAUAGUAGAAGAAGUAGUAAUAGUAAUAGUAGUAGUAGAAGUAAUGAUAAAAUAAACUAUGAUAUGAGUGAAACUUCUUAUAGUAGUGAUAGAAAAAUAAAAAAAAAUAAAAAAAGAAAACUUAUGAAUAAAGUAAAUAAAAGAAGUAGUGGAAAAAGUAACAGUAGUAAUAGAAUAGAAAGUAAUGAUAGUUGUGACAUAAAAAAAAAAAAAAAUAAUAAGGAAAAGAAAUAUGAGGAAAAAGAAUAUAAUCCAUUUGAAGAAGAUGAAAAUGGAAAUUUAGAAAUUAAUGAGGAUCUAAUUGAAUAUGCAAAAAAAAAAAUUGCAAAUGUUACUACCGAAGAUAUAGGAAAAUCAGGAGGAGUAUAUAUACCACCUUUUAAAUUAGAAAGAUUAAAAAAUGAAGUUACAGAUAAAAAAAGCAUUUUAUAUCAAAAACAAGAAUGGAUGAAAUUAAAAAAAAAAAUUAAUAACAUUGUUAACAAAGUAAAUGUUGAUAACAUUAGUGAAAUAUGUUAUGAAUUAUUUGAAUGCAAUUUAAUAAGAGGAAAAGGAAUAUUUAGUCGUGCAUUAAUACAUGCUCAAUUGAGCUCUCCUGCUUUUACUAAUGUAUUUGCAUGUCUUCUGUCAAUAGUUAAUUCAAAAUUUCCUAACAUUGGUUUGUUAACUAUACAGAGAGUUAUAUUACAUUUCCGUAGAGCAUAUAAAAGAGGAGAUAAAAUUUUAUGUUUCAAUACAGUUAAAUUUAUUGCUCAUAUGAUAAAUCAAAGAAUAUUACAUGAAAUAGUUGGUUUACAACUGUGUUCUCUACUCUUACAAAAUAUAACUAACGAUUCAGUACAAGUAUGCACAUAUUUUCUAGUAGAUGUUGGUCAGCUAUAUAUGAAUAUUUGCAGAAAAGGAUUGGAUAUAAUUUUUGAUAGAUUAAAAGAUAUAAUACAGGAGGGUAAGAUAAAUAUCAAAACACAAUAUGAUAUUGAAAAGCUAUGGAAAUACAGAAAAAAUUAUUUUAGUGAAUUUCCUACUGCUAUUGAAGAGUUAGAUUUAAUUGAUGAAAAUGAAAAAAUAGUUCAUGAAAUUGAUCUUCUUGAUGAGAGUUUUAGUAAUCAAGAAGAAUUGAAUAUAUUUAAAGAAGUUCCUUAUGAACAAUUUGAAGAAGAAAAUAUAGAAUGGAAUAAUAUUUCAAAUGAAUUAUUACAUGGAGUUGUGCCUGAUAAAAAAGGAAAAAAGAAAAUGAAAAAAAAUGAACCCGAUAGCUAUUUGUCAGAUGGAAGCAGUAUUGACUCGGAAAAUGAAGAUAUUUAUAAAGAAAAUAAUGAAGAGGAGGAUAAUGAAGAAGGUGAAGAAGAAAGUAGUAGCGAUAGUGAAGAAGAUAAUAAUGAUGAAGAGGAUACAGACAAUGAUGAAAACGAAGAAGAGAAUGAAAAAAACAAAGAAGAAAUUAAGGAUAUGACUGAACAGUAUCUUAUAAAUUUAAGAAAAAAUGUAUAUUUAUCUAUAAUGUCAUCAUUAAGUUUUGAAGAAUGUGUGCAUAAAUUAUUAAAGUUAAAUAUAAAAAAAGGAUACGAAAUAGAAAUUUGUAAUAUGUUAAUAGAUUGUUGUUGUAUGGAGAAAACAUUUCAAAAAUUUUAUGCUUUGCAAGCAGAAAGAUUGUGUAAACUAAAAAAAAUUUAUCAAGAAAAUUUUGAAAAAUGCUUUGAAAAUUCUUAUAAUACUGCGCAUAGAUUAGAAACGGCGAAAUUAAGAAAUUGUUCAAAGUUUUUCGCUCAUUUAUUAUAUACAGAUGCUAUAUCGUGGAGUGUUUUUAUGAUUAUUAAAUUAACAGAAGAAAAUACUACUUCAUCAACAAGAAUAUUUAUUAAAAUUUUAUUACAGGAAUUAACUAAUAAUUUAGGUUUACAAAUAUUAUAUCAAAAAAUAAACCAUCCUUCUAUAUCUCCAUUUUUAGGUGGUUUAUUCCCAACAGACAACGCUCAAAAUAUCAGGUUUUGUAUCAAUUUUUUUACUGCUAUUGGUUUAGGUGCGUUAACAACAUCAAUGAGGAAAUUGUUAUUAAAUUGA